Somion occarium is the source of this 1909-nucleotide messenger RNA. The record is from the annotation of a GenBank genome assembly. NCBI's taxonomy places the organism in Eukaryota, Fungi, Basidiomycota, Agaricomycetes, Polyporales, Cerrenaceae.
AGCCGAGUUAGUGUUUUCGGAAGUCUAUAAACACCAUGGAAUACCGAAGGCAAUCAUUAGUGACUGAGAUGUUGUUUUUACAAGCAUCUUUUGGUCUCAUCUGCAUAAGCUUAUGGGCACCGAGCUUUGUAUGUCUAGUGCUUAUCACCCAGAGUCAGAUGGUUCAACUGAACGAGCUAAUCGGACUGUUACUCAAAUGUUGCAACAGUGUAUAGGCCCUACUCAGAAAGACUGGGUUACGAAGUUACCAGCUAUCGAGUUCGCUAUUAACCUAGCACAUUCUGAUAGCACUGGUUAUGCACCAUUCUUCCUUAACACUGGUCGCAUGCCUCAUUCCAUGAUCUGGAAUAAUCCUGGGGUUGAUGAGUACUCUGCAGUGCGAACUUAUGCACAAAAAGUAAAGUAUGCCAUAAUGACUGCACAUGACACUCCAUUCGAAAGGGGAGAUUUGGUCUAUCUAUCUACUAAAAAUAUCUCCCUGCCCAAGGGUCUCGCUCGAAAGCUGAUCCCCAAGUUCAUCGGACCAUACAGGAUCCUCACAGACUUUGGGAAUAAUUCCUAUAGGCUAGAGUUGCCUUCCCAGUUAAGACAACGAGGAGUACACGACGUGUUCCACUUGUCGCUGCUGCGAAUUCAUGAGCCUAACAAUGACCGACUAUUUCUGGGUCAGCUUGAUACACAGGUGGCAGAAAUCGAGGGCCAAGAAGAAGAGUGGGCCAUCGAUAAGAUCAUCGCGCAUGCCGGUUCAGGUGAAAACACUAUCUUUGAGAUGGUAUGGAAAUCCGGUGACCACAUGUGGGUACCCUACGCCACGGUUGCUGGUCUCGAUGCCCUGAAAAACUAUUUAGAACUAGUAGGAGUAGACGGCAUAAAGGACUUACCACCAGGGUCAGGUAAUCCUCCUACGGAUGAUCCUCAGCUGUUUCUUGGCUUGCUAGAAGUUUCAGCAGGCCCAGCAUACAUAAAGGAGGGCAUUCGUCACACGAUGAGCCCAACAACCUACACUGUAGACAAUGUCAGUCGUUCCCUCUCUUGCCAUUUGUCACACGAAACUCUUCCUACCCACUUACCUCCUUCCCUCCAUAUGACCGACCCCCUCCAAAAUGCCUAUGCCGUUCAUCUCAAGGAGACACAAUGUGUCACGCUCUUUGACAUCGAUGACCACUCCUACCAUUACUCCCUCUCCCAGCUCCGCCUAUAUGCCAAGUACAACUUGACCCUUCGAUCACCUAAAUUCAACUACACCCGCACGCCUACUCCUGGAGGCUACGAUGAAUUUGUCACCCUGUGGAAUUGUGAUUACGCCUGCCCAUGGAAGUUUGCCUACCUCGACGAUGGCCAGGUUGUGGUUCCUGGUGACCCCAUCGCUAUUCACGUUCUGGCACUGCCCACUUUCAGUGAUCCCGAAAAAGCCGCUGAGCUUGAGGAUGACCUCAGGGAGAUGUCCCAUUUCAUCGCCAAAUGCGCCAUAGCGAAUGACAAGGCUGGCGAGCGGAAGAAGAAGAUUCGCCUUGAGGCAAAACAAUUCUCUUCAGCUUCCAGCCGCACCGUCCAGCAGUUCAAGCGUGGACUUCGUUCUGGAUGUCAGAGUCGUGCAGCCACUCCUUGCGCUGAAACUGAAUCCCUUCGUGGGUCAGUUCCUCCCGAAUCCAUUCGCAGAUCCGUUCCUCCACUCGAUCCUAUAAAUGAUCCAAUGUUAGCCCUAUUGGAUGACAACACUCACCUGGAGGGCGCAUCCACAGACCAUGCUGGCAGUGAGGGCUCUAAAGACAAAGGUGGCGAGAGGGCAGCAGACGGCGAGGAUGUUCGUAUGAAAGAUGCAGAGACUACCAAGGUGUAGGAUGUUGUGAUGAACAUUCUAGGAGGGCGCAUGUAGCGGUGGGUGCUACAAUAUACCAGAUUAGGCAGU